This is a messenger RNA of Funneliformis geosporum, 2871 nucleotides long. Lineage: Eukaryota; Fungi; Glomeromycota; Glomeromycetes; Glomerales; Glomeraceae. The record is from the annotation of a GenBank genome assembly.
AUGGUUAUAGCUUUGGCAGACUUUGAAAUUCCAUCAGAUUUUAUUAAACCUAUGAGUUCACUUAAUAACGCUGGAGGUGAAAAUCGUAUUAAAAAAAUGUUGUUUUUUAAUUCCCCCGUGACUGAAAAAGAAAUUGGAAAAUUUAAAAAAAAUGACCCAAAACUUCGGGAAUUGGAAAAAGAAGCCAAAUUUAUUCAUGAAAUUUGUAAAUGUAGAUUUGUCCUUACUUUUUAUGGAUUUACCCGACGAAACACAAAUUAUAGUGUGAUUUAUAAAUGUGGUGAGUAUAACUUACAAACUUAUCUUGUGGACUACCCGAAUCUGGAAUGGACAAAAAAACUAUCGAUCGCAAGUGGAAUUGCCAACGCGUUAAACUUUAUUCAUAAAGAUUAUAUCUUACAUAAUGACAUUAGAAGCUGCAACAUUUACUUGAAUGCUUGUUUGCAAGUCAAGCUUCAUGGUUUUCGCGUAGCAAAAAGUUCAAAAAUUUCUCCGGUAAUGUUAACUUCAGCUAGUGAACCGACAGAUCAUAGAUGGACUCCUUCUGAGAAAUUUCGAGAUAAUGAAUAUACUGAUGCCAGCGAAAUUUAUAGCUUUUCCUUGAUUCUUUGGGAAAUCAUUAAUCAUAAGACGCCAUUCCAUGAUGUGGAUUACGAUGAGAUAAAAAACAAGGUUCUCAACGGAGAACAUCCACAACCCGUGACAACCAACGGCACGCCUGUUGAAUAUCAAGAAAUAAUGGAAAAGGGAUGGGAUAUAGAUCCAAACAAACGUCCAUCCGCCAAGCAAAUGCUUGAAAUAUUAUGUCAUUUAGAAUCAAAAGAAUGGCUUGGUCAUAGGACGCCUAGAAUUGGGGAUGAUGAACAACUUUCUCAGCCCAAUUUUAAAACGUCAACUUUUUCACCAAUGAAUUCCAAAUUACUUGAAUUCCCAAUCUCAAGAUUAUCAGAUUUAGCAGCAACGACAGAUUCUUGUGAAACUGUAUUGAAAUUGUUUGAAGAAGCGAAGUAUAAUAGAAAUUUAUUUGAUAGGAGCGUGAAUAUUAUUAAAGUUGGAAAAAUCAUGCUUAGUGAAGUUAAACAAACUAUCGACCAAUCAAUAAACCUUUAUUGGAAGGAUUACAUUGAAGAAUCUUCAGCUUUUCAAAGAUAUAGCAAUUAUUUAUUGAAUAUUUUGCAAGUUAAAGCUUUUAUAGAAGAUGGAGAUAAUGCUGAGGUACAACAAGAAAUUUCAACAUUAAAUGAUGAAUUAGAAAGCAUAACUAAUGAGUUACACAAAGUAGUUCAAGAUUGGAAAUCCGAAUUUAAAAGAUGUAGAGUGUCUAAAGGAAAAUUUAAAGCGGUUGCUAAAAUGUUAAUAUUAUAUAAAUCAGUUUCGCCACAAUCUAUAAUCGACUGUGAAAUCCCAUCAUAUUUUGUUGAUGUAGAAAGUUCAUCCGUUGUUCUUGAAAGUAAUAUUAAAAAAGGGCUUUACAUGUACAGUGCAUCCGUAGCCGAAAAAGUAGUUGGAAAUUUUGAAAAGAAUGAUCCAAAACUUCUUGAAUUGCGAGAAGAAAUUGAUUAUUUGAAAAGUAUGAGUGAAUGUGAAAAUAUUCUUAAGGUAUAUGGACUCGUUCGUCGAAACUCAAGUUAUAGUGUUAUUUUGAAAUGGGGUGAAUAUAACUUACAACCUUAUCUUGCGAAGAAUCCGAAUAUGGAAUGGACAAAAAAAUUAUCGAUCGCACGCGGAAUUGCCAACGCGUUGAACUUUAUUCACAAGGAAAACAUUUUACAUUAUGAUAUUAAAAGUGAUAACAUUUACUUGGAUAUUCGUUUACAACCUAAACUUUGUGGUUUUCGUAUCGCAAAAGAUUUGACAAUCAUGAUGACUUCGGCUAAUGAGCCAACGAACCCAAGAUGGACUUCUUCUGAGAAAUUUCGAGGAGAAGAAUAUACUAAAGCGAGUGAAAUUUACAGCUUUUCCUUAAUCCUUUGGGAAAUCAUUAAUCACAAAGUUCCAUUCCACAACGUAGAUCCUGAUGAGAUUAAAACCAAGGUUCUCAGCGGAGCACAUCCACAACCUGAAACAAUUAAUAACGCACCAGUCAAAUAUCAAAGAAUAAUGAAAAGAGGAUGGGACUUGGAUCCAAGACAACGUCCAUCAAUUGAAGAAAUAAUUAAAGUAUUAAAUGAAUUAGAUUCAGAAUGGCAUAAUAGUUAUAUCGGAGAUGAAGAUAAUAAAUUACUUUCGCCAAAUGCUGCAUUUAGGGAUGAUGUUUCAUUUGAAGAUAAUGCUUCCUCAUUUUAUACGGAUUUUUCAAAUUCAAAUUACGGUACUGAAGUAAAUUUAAAUGUUACAACACAAAUUUCAAAAAAACAUAUAUCUUUAGAUAAGCUUAAUCCAUUCCACAAACAUUUAGAUAUUGAAGAUGCGAUUAUAUUACAUAAUAAUAGACAAUACAAGAAGGCAUGGAAAUUGUUUAAAGAAAUCGAGAGAAAAACUGGGACACCUGAUGCGAAAUUUUGUGUAGGAUACUAUUAUCUACAAGGAUUUCAUAAUGGACGUGGCGGCAUACCAGAUCCAGAUGCAAGUUUAAAAUAUUUAUAUCAGGCAGCAAAAGAUGGUCAUCGUAACGCUCAAUAUUGGUACGCUGAAAUACUUUUAAAUUCGAAUUAUAAAAUAAAAGCUCAAAAAUUCGAUAGAGAUUAUAAACUUGCGAUGGUAUUUUUGGGUGAGGCCGCAAAGCAAGGUAGUAUUUCCGCCCUGAGAGAUUUGGGAGAAAUUAAGAAGAAAGGGAAGUACGGUAGCUCUCAUGAUCAUACUGUUGGAAAGGAAAUGAUUAGAAAAGCUCAUACUAUGAGUUUACUUUAUUCCCUAGACGGUCUAAGAUAG